CUAAGAAUCCCCUUCGAUCUGGCGGGGUCACUGAGAACCAAACAACCAAAACUGACCGUCUUCCGGGACACUUUCGUCAACACCGCCAGAUAGGCCCUCCGACCCGGUCGCUGCCCAACAUAUCUGUUCUGUUGCCACCAACAUCUUUCCAUACCUUGGCUUCUUUGGAUUUGCGAGGAUAAUACCGCCAUCAUGUCCUGGCAAGCUUAUGUUGACUCGAGCUUGGUUGGCUCCGGCCACAUCGACAAGGCCGUCAUCGUCAGCGCCGCAGGUGACAGCACCUGGGCCGCGUCCCCAGGUUUCACAGUCGGCGCCGACGAGCUCCAGAACAUCGUGAAGAUCCUGAACGAGGAAAACAAGGAGACGGGUCCCGCCGUUUCCAAGGCCUACUCGGACGGCAUCCACGUCGCGGGCGAGCGCUAUGUGGCCACGAGAAUCGAGGACCGCCAUGUGUACGGUCGUCAGGGCAGGACAGGGAUUUGCAUCGUCAAGACGAAACAGGCCAUUCUCAUCGGCCACUACGGCGAGAAUGUCCAGGCCGGCAACGCCACAGCCACCGUCGAGUCGCUCGCCGACUAUCUGAUCAACCUCGGCUACUAAGGGCGAAACCGUUUCUGUCGUGCACGGCGAGUGGAGGCGGCUUCUUUUUUCAGCGGGGGUGUUCAGAUGGAUAAGUUUGGGAAUUUGACGCACGCCCAUGUUUGUUUUUUUCAACCAGAAUUUGCUGGGAGGAACUCUCGGCACGCAAUAGACUCGAGUCAAGGGGUUGCGGAUAUGACCGCCGACACGACACGCUAGGCUGCUUCGCACAGCUGAUCUGGGCCAGAGGCCCAGAGGCUCUCCCGCGACCCGCGUUUUCGCAUGUCCGAUCCCCUUGUGGUCCGCCUUUUCCUUGCAGCUUCUGAAGAC
Messenger RNA from Thermothielavioides terrestris NRRL 8126, 909 nucleotides. RefSeq lists its product as uncharacterized. The record is from RefSeq and is a predicted model, not a curated record. Gene Ontology annotation, molecular function: actin monomer binding. Bases 193 to 600 code for a protein of 135 amino acids. Gene Ontology annotation, cellular component: cell cortex. The transcript is spliced from 6 exons. NCBI's taxonomy places the organism in Eukaryota, Fungi, Ascomycota, Sordariomycetes, Sordariales, Chaetomiaceae.